This is a messenger RNA of Paramuricea clavata, 1993 nucleotides long. NCBI's taxonomy places the organism in Eukaryota, Metazoa, Cnidaria, Anthozoa, Malacalcyonacea, Plexauridae. The record is from the annotation of a GenBank genome assembly.
AUGCAUUAUGCAGAAAUGUUGGAGAUAAUAGGAGAUACAGAGAGAAAGCACCUUAGAGAAGAACUCCAGAACUGUAUUUGUUUUGCUGCACAAAUGGAUGGUUCUGUCGAUGCUAGGCAACAAGAUAAGAAAUUUAUAUUUGUUCGAUUCAAUACACCCGAGGACCCUCUUUCUAUUAAGACAAGAUUUGCAAGUGCAAGGGAAAGUACCAAGCGUGGUGCUGAAGGUUUGUGUUCUGCCAUGACAAACUGUUUUGAUGACAUGGGCCUUUCUAAAGAAUGUUUGCAGUCAAAAUUUGUUGGGAUGAGCACCGAUGGAGAGUCUGCAAACACUGGUAAGGAUUCUGGACUGUGGGCUAGAGUUGAAAAUUAUGUUGGUCGUUCAACAAGAAAUAUCUGGUGUGCAUGUCACCGAUCAGACUUAGCAAUGGAAGAUGUGAUGAGGUAAUAAUAAUAAUAAAUUAAUAAUAAUAAAAUAAUGAUUACAAUAUUUCAUUAGGAAGUCCACUCACAAAAGAGAUUUUAAGUGAAGCCCUGAGCAAAAAAAGAUAAAAAAAUAAAUUAUAAGGCUAUAUUAAUGUUAACAUUUAUAAUGUCUUAGGUUGGUACCUGAACUGAAAAUCUGGCUUUCCAAUGUAACGGGAGUAGCUACUUAUUACCGCACAUCAGGCCUAAGGACUAAGGAGUUGAAGACCAUAAAACCAGACAUGAGAAGUUUUCCUCCUCAUCAUGAGGUAAGGUUUGCUCAACAUCUUGUUCAACUUUGUGGAGCGAUACUAUUCAAUUUAGAUGGAUGUUUAAAGCACUGGCAAAAGAUUUGUGAUGCUCCUCGAGAAUAUAAUACCAAGGAGGUAUCGUCUGCAAAAGGAUUUUUAAAGUUGUGGCAACCAACAGGAGUGCAAGCAUGGCUAACUGCUGUUAUGGUGGACACAUGCUGUAUCUUCAGAUAUAUUGAAAAAGAAGCCCAGAAGCCUGGCAUUAUCAUUCCUGAUAUCUUGAAGUACAGAGAUACUGCCUUGCAAAAACUUGAUAUAAUGCAAACAGAGCCAUAUCCAGGUAAAAUAUAUAUAGUUAGUAAGUUACUUUGUUUAUAGAAAACAAAUUGAACUCACUCUUAUUUGAGUUCUUUAACAAAGGUGUAUUAUUCAUUACAUUGUAUGUUAUUUUACUGCACAUAGGUGGGCAGGAGGAGUUAUUAACAAAGAAGAUUGCAGAACUGCAUCCAGAGAAUGAUGAAGCAGUGGAUAAUACACCAAGAAGGACACACAACACCAAUGUGACAACGUUUCGUAGAGGAAAACAACCUAUCAGGCAAGAGGUUAUUGAUUCUUCAAGGAAUUUUCUCCAGGUAAAAUGAGAUAAAUAGGUAAUCUCAUAUCUGUUUAGCAAUCAGGUCACACCAUAUAAAGUUUUUAAUUACUAUUACCUAUAUUUUUUAUGUAUAUCAUUAUCAUGUUUAGACCAGGCUCAACGAGGAACAAACAGAAAUUGUAACAACCAUUAUCAACUUGACCUCAGCAAAACGUGCAAUUGAAUUCAUCAACAUUGCAUUACCUCAACUUGAAUCAAGUGGAAUCAGUGAUAAACAAGCAUUUAUUGAUGCAGUUUUAGAAAAUUUUACGGAAAUGCUUCCUGAUACACAUAUUCCUGCAAGAGACUAUGGUGUGAGACUCUACCAAAUGCUAAGGGGCAGCAAACAACCUGUGACCAAGUUUUUGUCAGGUUUUUGUGUUCUCUGCCCUCACAGUAUGACGGUGGAAAGAUGUGUGUCAACGUACAACAUGUUAUUCUCCAACCUGAGAAUGGCCACAUCUGAAAAAACACUGAAUGAUAGGCUAUUGAUUCACUGGAAUGGAGUGCCAACAUCUCAGUUUGACCCCAGUCCUAUGGUGCAAGAAUUUCUACAGAAAAAACAGAGGCGAAUGAAUCUUCCUAAUCUGAGUUCAUAUGCGGAACGUGACUUCGUAAAGAAGUUUUUUACAUCGGACUGCUGA